Messenger RNA from Prunus persica (peach), 1101 nucleotides. RefSeq lists its product as uncharacterized. Bases 1 to 1101 code for a protein of 366 amino acids. The record is from RefSeq and is a predicted model, not a curated record. The transcript is spliced from 3 exons. NCBI's taxonomy places the organism in Eukaryota, Viridiplantae, Streptophyta, Magnoliopsida, Rosales, Rosaceae.
AUGCCGUUGGGGUCGUUGCACACCACUCUUCCCGACUCGCGCAGUCAGGUGGACCUUAACUCACAUGUUGAUCAACUCACACAGAGGGUUGAUGAUCAAAACAACUUGAUUAGCAUGCUACUCAAGCAGAUCAACUUGAAUCAAGGCCCUAACCUUGGACCUUGUGACGAGGAGAAGAGGAUGCACAAGCAUGUCAACGAGCAGUUCGAGAGGUCCCAGAAUAAGGGCUUGAUUGGGCUUGAUCUACCACAUAAUAAUGCCCUAGUCAUCUGCAUCCAAAUUGAACAAGCUGUGAUCGAGCGAGUUCACGUGAACGAGAGCAGCGCAGCCAACAUCCUGCAACUAUCUGUUAUCCAACAUAUGGGAUUGGAGCCUAAGAUCAGUAAACUUGCUAGAUCGCUCACCGACUUCAAUGGGGCCAUGUCGAUCACUGUUGGAACGAUUGACCUUGACAUCUACUUACCCGUAGUGGUCUGCUUGCAAACCUUCAUGGUCAUCGACAAGGUCUCCCCCUACAAUGGAAUCUUGGGCCAACCGUGGAUCAAUAAGAUCGAAGCCAUCACAUCUGCUCUACACCAGAAGAUCCGCUACCCCAUCCCUGGGGGCGGGAUCGGGCAUAUCAACAGUGACCAAGCCAAGGCAAUGAGAUGCACAGCCCAAGGGCUCAAGAAGAGUAAGCACUUGCAGUUCACACCAGUCAUGCAAGCUGCCAAUGAGCUCCAUGUUGACCCCACCAACAAGCCUAUGGUGCAGAAGAGACGCAACUUCGCUCCUGAGCGGGUCGCGAUCAUUGAAGCCGAGAUCGACAAGCUUCUAGCUGUCGGUUUCAUUGAAGAGGUCUCCCACUCAGAAUGGCUGGCCAACGUUGUCCUGGUGACGAAACAAGAAAUGGGCAAAUGGAAAGUUUGCAUCAAUUACACCGACCUCAACAAAGCAUGCCCUAAAGACAAUUUUCCAUUGCCGAGAAUCGACCAGCUCGUGGAUUCAACUUCCUGCAAUCAGCUGCUCAGCUUCAUGGAUGCCUACUCCGGUUAUAAUCAAAUCCUAAUGCACGACGAUAACAAGGCGAAAACCUCUUUCAUCAUCGAGAGAGGGACUUAA